CAAGUACUUCUACUAGAAAUCAAUGGAUUCGAAAGAGAACUUGAAGUAUUAGUUGAGUUCCUAGAUCGGCGUCUCACUCUUGACUUUUUAGAGGAUUCCUGUGUAGUAGGGAGGAUACAAGACCGUUUGAUCGAUAAUUUGAGCGGCUCAACAGUUGUCACAGAGUAGAUACUUCCAUCCCCACUUCCAUCAACUUCUCUAACAGGAGAUUGAGGUUGUUUCAAGUUCAGUUUAACAGGAGCAACUAUAGGUCCAGCGGUUGAUGGUUGAUGACGGGUAGUUGAAGAUGGAAUAGGUUUCGUUGGAGAGGCCAUCUUAGUUGAUUUACCCACCUCUUUGUUAAGAAUUUGCAGAACUUCCUUAGAUGAAUAUAUACAUUUAAAGCUGCGAUUCUCUUCAAGAAUGUUGGGUAUCUUUGUGAUGGCAUCCUUCAGAACCGGAGGAAGAGUGUGGAAAUCAAUUGGAGCGUGGGGUUGAUCAUUUUUAAGGACAAUUCCAUCCGUUGUAGUAGAAGCCAGAGCGGAUGAAAUAGACUCGACAAGGAAAUCAUUAUGCGAUUGA
Rodentolepis nana is the source of this 561-nucleotide messenger RNA. NCBI's taxonomy places the organism in Eukaryota, Metazoa, Platyhelminthes, Cestoda, Cyclophyllidea, Hymenolepididae. The record is from the annotation of a GenBank genome assembly.